CGUUGUAUGUUUUUAUUCAUUUAUAUAAGUUAAGUCAUUCAUUUGUUUUCAAAGUUUACCCUCAACAUGAUUCAGGAACAUGCUGCAUCUGUUGGAGCCUGAUCAUGUGAACAGGUCUCCUUCAGAGUUUGACAAAAUGUUUAACGUUUGUCUCUAAAUGUGUUGAAGUACGACAAUGAUUGCCUGGAAUUGUUUAGUUAUAUAUCCAGAUGUGCGUAAUUGCCUCAUUUGAAUAAUUAGUUUCUUGUUCCUGUGAUGUUUGAAGUCCAUGGACUUCAUCAUGAAUUUGGGUGUGACCGUUUGUUAUCUAUGUCACACACAUUCCAGAUUAUAAUAACUAUAAUCUGAGUAUGCCUGUAUUAUUACAUUAAAUUAACAAUAAUAACUGAUGCACUGGAUCAGGAAGUGCAGUCACUCAGCCUGAGGCCAGACACCAACGCGUUUUAGCAGUGUGUUUGCAGACAACAAACUAAGUCGUGUUUAAUCAAAUAAUAUCUGCAGGAGCUGACUGUUUUCAGUGCGGGUCUUCAGACUAACUCGUCCUGUCUGCAUGUGUUCGCUUUUAGUGGACUUGUGACGGAUUUUAAAACAUUUAGGAGAGAAAUGACAGAGAAAAGUCCCGGAGCAGCGCUUCACGCGGCAGCACCGAGGACAGAUUUAAAGUGUUUCCAUUGCAAACACAAACAUGUUGAAAGCUUUAUUUGACUUCCACGAACAGAGACACUUGUCGUCUUUGCGUGUGGCUCAGUGUCACAGCUCAGCUCUGCUCCAGGUGAGUGUUGGACAGGUGUUUAGCGGCAGAGAAAGCACAAAGUGACUCCGUGUUCCUGCUGCACGGCGCAGGCAGGCUGGGCUGAGUCUCCACGGUUCUCAUGGUGUGUUUAAGGCCCUCUCGUGUCGGACAUUCCUCCAUCAGUCACAUCAGACACUUCGUUUGAAUCUCUCUGACAGCGCGAUGGCAGAAGUCGCCCCAGCCGCACCCGCAGCCGCUCCGGUCGCUCCGGCUAAAGCACCGAAGAAGAAAUCCACCAAGCCCAGCAAGAAGACCGGUCCCAGCACCAAAGACCUCAUCCUGAAGGCCGUGUCCGCCUCCCAGGACCGGAAAGGUAUGUCUUACGUCGGCCUGAGGAAAGCGCUGGCUGCCGGUGGCUACGACGUGGAACGCAAGGGAGUCCACGUCAGACGCUCCGUCAAGAGUCUGCUGACGGCCGGACAGCUGGUGCAGACCUCGGGGUCAGGCGUGUCCGGAUCCUUCAAGGCUGCCAAGGUGGAGAAGAUCAAGAAGGCAGCCAAGAAAUCCGCCGUCAAAGCCACCAAGUCACCAGCCAAGAAGGCCACCGUCAAGAAGCCCAAAGUCAAGACCACACCCAAGACCAAAGCUGCUACACCAAAGAAGAAGCAGUCCGUCAAGAAGGUGACAAAGAGCCCGGCCAAGAAGGCUGCUGCUGCCCCCAAGAAGGUUGCUGCUGCUGCCCCCAAGAAAAGUGCAAAGAAGGCCGUGAAAGCCAAGACCACCAAACCCAAAGCCAAGAAGGCUGUGACCAGGAAACCAGCCAAGAAGUGAACCUGCUGCACCUGUACCCACCAAAAGGCUCUUUUAAGAGCCACACACCUGAGCCUGAGAGCAAACUUCCUUCAUUAUGUCUUCUACAUUCAUAGUGUAUAUUUGUGUGUGAUCACAGGUAACAGUGCAUGAGGUGUGUGGAGGGUCAACAGGUUGUUACAGUGUGACGUGCACUGAAGAGUCACACCUGUGUGUUUCUGUGUGUGCUGUUCAUGUGGAUUCAGGACAAGAGCUAAAAAACAAUAUGAAAAUAUGAGCUGCAAAUUUUAAACUGGGUGAGUCUGUUUGACAGUUUCAUUGAGCAUCUACGACAUAAUGACAAACACAGAAUUUAAAUGUAUAUAUUUAUGGAUUGAUAUUUUAUUCUAUUUUAUAUUUCAUUCACUGUAUAUCCAUGCUGUUAUCACGGUCUGCUGUGCGGCUGAAUGACAACACAGUCUAAGGUGUGUAUGACAGCUGUUACAACACUACAAGCUGUUGCUUUAGUUCAUUGUGUCCACCUUCAUCACAGUGUCUGUUUAUCUGUUUUAGAGUUUAACCAUGUUUUACUUUUUAUUUUCAUAUCUUGUACAGUUUCACUAAAUGUUUCUAUCUUAACAUGUGUGUGAAUGUUUCCAAUGUUUGAUCACAAUAAAGUCUCUUUAAUAUAUAAA
This is a messenger RNA of Larimichthys crocea (large yellow croaker), 2217 nucleotides long. Its product is annotated as histone H1. The transcript is spliced from 2 exons. Gene Ontology annotation, molecular function: DNA binding; structural constituent of chromatin. The coding region runs from base 956 to 1564 and encodes 202 amino acids. Gene Ontology annotation, cellular component: nucleosome. Gene Ontology annotation, biological process: nucleosome assembly. NCBI's taxonomy places the organism in Eukaryota, Metazoa, Chordata, Actinopteri, Sciaenidae. The record is from RefSeq and is a predicted model, not a curated record.